AUGGAGCAAUCUCUUGGUCUGGGCAAACCCCAUAGCCAGUAUGUAGUCAGUGAUGUCUUAGGAAUCGAGAGCUUGGCAACUUCCUCCUCUAAGUGUAAGCACAGUAUAUCUGUCUUUAUUUGAAAACAACAUUAAUUUUAGCCAGGGAACGUCCAAAACCUAUAACCCAGGCCUGUCAAAAAAGACAGUGUCGAAUAUGACUUUAACUAUCUUCUAAACAUUUCCUUUUAUAGUCCCCUCCUUGGUUUACAGAAGUUAUCAGACUCCAUCGGCAGACCUCCAAGCACCAUCAGAUCCCCAAGGACAUGCUGAUGGUGAAAGCUCUGUUACAGUGAGGAGAAAGCAACGUAGAAAUCGAACCACAUUCACAAAGCAACAAUUGCAAGAACUAGAAAAAGUAUUUGAUAAAAAGCAUUACCCAGAUAUCGCCCUCAGAGAAGAGCUUGCUGCCAAGAUUAACAUCAGCGAGGCGCGAAUCCAGGUAAAUCGUUUUAACAAUAAUUAAAAACACCCAUCUCUAUGCUUGAGCCUCAUCUUUGAAUACACAGAGCUCAUCGAAAGUGAUUUCAUGUUGCGUGUGAAGAAAGUAAUCUCACAGAAAAUAUAUCUUAAUUUCGCCAAAAGAAAAAAUAAUGUAUGAGAUAAAACGUAAACGGGUGUGGUCGUUAACGAUAGCCUUGUGUAAUAGUAGGCCCAUAAUUGUAUUAGGACGCCGGGCAAGAUUAUAUUACUAGCGAAAAUUGUGUGAUCGACGAUAUAGCUUCAAGCUUAGUGAAUUUGUGCAUAAUUGAAUUUCUUUUUUCCACCUUAAAAGUAUGAAUAUAUUGCCAAUAACACAUUACCAAGAAUAAAGGCUUCACACGAUAUUUCACCAGUGAUUUUAGCACACUGCUGCAAAAUACUCUGCCAAAGUUGCAGACUUCGAUGUUUUGAGUCAAGCGGAAAUUCGAGUUCUCUCUCUCUCUUGAGUUUCGAAAAGCUGUUUUUCUGUUGGAAAGAUUUUCCACUAAAUAGCACACUAAAAUGAGUGGAAAAUUAUAUACCAUCGAUUGUCUAAUGUAAGGUAAAAUUUAUGUCCGUGUAUUUUUGAUGAAGAUAAGAUUACUUUGAGUAUUCUGCCUUUUAAUAGCCAGCGCUUGAUUUGUGCAUCCUUUAAAAAAUUUUUGCUGCAAAGUAAAUGGAUCGAUCGAUGUGCUGUUUCCUCUUCUAUGAGUCCUUUUACGAAAAAUUUAAACAAAUUUCAUGACACUCACGAAAAAAAACUGAGUGGCAAAUUACUGGUGACCAAAAACAUUAAGUCUUUUACAAUAUCUCAAUCUGAACCGUCUUUUCAUGCUGUUGUCGAGACUUCCUGUUGCCGUUAUUUUGUAACUUUUCCACUAAUACGAUAUAUACAUAGCUCUUUCGAUAUUGAGAUGUACAAUUAAACACCGCGGACUUCGAUCGGUCAUCGAGAAUGUUUGUCUUCAAUGUUGUAUAAGUGUAUUCACUUACCCCGGCAUUUCUCAGACCAAGUUCUAAACAUCAUUUCUAUCCUUCAACUGACUAUAUUACAGUACUUCUGCUUUUUGAUUUAGAGAUAAAAGAGACGAGUUUUGUCAUCCGAACACGUUUUAAAUGCUUCUUUGUGGAAACCAUUAAAUUGUUUGUCUUUUGUUGACUCACAUAUACAAGUUGGAGUUCCCUCUUAUUUGAAGGAACACGGAGAAAUUUCGUUGAGAUUCAGCUUGUUUUUUCUCACUUUUUAGGUUUGGUUUCAAAACAGACGAGCCAAAUGGCGAAAGAGACAAAACCCGUCGCAGAGUUUUACGAAAAAAGUGCGCUAUCAAAGCGAAAAACUUGGACCGCACCUGCCAAUUGCUCCCAGACCAAGUAUUCCCUGUGGACCACCGAACUACUUCCUUGGUUUACCGGGUGCAGUUCCUGUGAGCGCCCAUCACCACACAUAUCCAGGCAUUUUGACUUCUCUCAACGCUACAAACUCUAGUUACAUGUCUUCAUCGCAGCUACCAAUGCACAACGGUACGCUUUGGCCUUGCCAAGGCGCCGCUUUCUCAAGCCAUGCCGAACAACCUAAGAUGGCGCUGGAAGCGUUGAGAAUGAAGGCGAAGUCACACGCCUCUUCAAUGUCUGCGUUUGAAUUCGUUCCAUCGUACCAUUAGUUCACGGCUUACGCUACCUUGCCGAACAAGAGAAAAAAUAGAACGAGAACGGUCCACCGAUGUAAAGUCAACGAAGAAUAUUGUUUUUGACAAACAGUUGAAAUAGCCAAAGAUUAACUUGAAAUGUCAAGGUGAAGCACUAUAGAAAAGUGCGAGAACUUGGGCGCAAAUAGUAACAUUUUGAUAUGAGUAUUUCCUUUCAGCUAAGUCAGUGGAUAUAAGAACUCUUUUGGCUGAAAAGAGAAUUGUAAAAUUACCGAAAAACAAUCAUAGAAUUCUCGAUGAAUUUACGAUCAUUUGUAGUAUAUUAGAUUUUUAUAUUACAAAAAAAUUGCAAGACAUUUCAUCACGAAAGGUUUUCGCCUUGGUAGAGUAUUAAGCUUUACCCAAUAUAAAAUAAGAACGCACUUUAUUUAAGAUGUACUUUAUGCCUAUUUGCGCUAUUAGUAAAUUUUCUUUUGAAAGACUGUCAAUGGAAGCUCAUUAAUGAAGCCGUGAAUACUUCCAAGGCUUUUUCGCUUCGCCCCGCCUGGAACUUACAAACCCUAAGGUGCUAACACACCUUAAGCAAGUACAUUUUCAACUAGCAAUUUCAAUAACUGUAUUAUCCAUAAACUAAAACAAUAUUAACGCCCUGGUACCACAUACAAGAAGGAAAAGUGAGAAUUAUUCUGUAAGAAAAGAUUAGAAAUCACCAAAACCUCGACAGGGAUGAAACUCAGUCAGUAACAUUUUAGUUCUUAUGAAUUUUCAGGGUCAAAGUAGUGAAGUAUUCUUCCUGUUUCUAAUAACUGUAUAGUUUGCUUUUGCGCUGAAUCAAUAAUUUAUCAAAGCUAAAUUUAUGCUAUGGAUAUAAAGAGAAUGGUCAGAAAUACGUCAGUAACAAAUAGCGUGCAUUGUUAAUAGAAAUGGAAAAACGGACAAAUUUUUCUGAGAUCUUGAACUCAAACGAAGUUUAUCUCUUGUCUCAAAAAACAACAAACCGACACUAUUCAUUACUUUAAAAUGGAAUAACCACGUAACUUUUUAUACUUCACCGACAUAAUCCAUUAGAUCAAAUUUUCACAAUAAAGGAAAUUAAACACUUUAUAGUGAUGCGACCGUGUUCUCCUGAAAAGACAAUAAUUACAACAACAUUUACUUAACGGAGGUACAGUUUUUAGUCCGUUCAGAAGUCCUCAUGGAUAAGCACAAACUUACACAAAAGUUUAGUAAGUUACUUUGUUAUCAUUAAUCUCGCAAACAAGACUGAAAUGAUGUAAAAAGCCGGGAAAAUUCAAAUAAAAG
Messenger RNA from Pocillopora meandrina, 3449 nucleotides. The record is from the annotation of a GenBank genome assembly. NCBI's taxonomy places the organism in Eukaryota, Metazoa, Cnidaria, Anthozoa, Scleractinia, Pocilloporidae.